AUGCAAAGCGAUUCGGUGAGCCGAACACAGGAUGCUGGUCAGCUUGACGCUCCUCGCCAAACUCCAACAUUUUUGUCCGCCAACUCGAACUCGAAUUCCAACGAAGCUAGUGAAUUACCGCCAGCUGCUGUGGAACAAGUCCAACACCAAUAUCCCUACCAACCUGGCCCCUUGCAGCAAACCCCAGCGCAAGCUACGAUGGCAUACCAACAACCGCAGGGCCACCAAGAGGCUUUCGACCUAGCUCCGAUGAAUAACACGUUGCUCGCCAUUAAUUACCGACCACAGUAUUCAACUCAAUUUCUUCAAGGCCAUAGCCAACCAUUUAACUCAACCACAUCACCGCCCAUGGCUCAUCAAAUGACCCCCAUGCCACAGUAUGGUGGUGCAGCCAUUCCGAUGCCAAAUCAAGCAUAUUAUGUCCAACAACAGCAGAUCCCUCAAUACUAUUCAACUAGUCACCUAUCUCAGGUCCAACACCCAAUACCGCUGCAGGGACGCCAGGAUAUGGUUUACUAUCACAACCAGAUGUUGAUGAGUCCUGCUCAAACGAGCUUCUACUAUCCCCACAAUGGCCAGUAUUCAGGCCAUCCACCAGCAAUGCCUACAAUGAUAUCGGGAGUAUUUGUAGAUGAUGUUUCGAAAUCUCAAUCUCGCAGUCCUCCGCAUCAGGCGAAUGGAAAUGCUGCUGCUAGAAGACCAUACGACCAAGGUAGACCAACCGUGAAUCAAAAGCAACUGGACAAUCGGGAACUGACCCAAAAAACAGACGCGCCUUCAGCAACGCAGAAUACAGUUCGGGGCCCUCCAAGAAAACCGCGACAGAGCGGCCACGCUCUUUGGAUCGGUAACCUACCACCUCAGACAAACCUGAUGGCUUUGGUUCAUCACGUGUACCAAGUAACACCCGGAAUGGAAUCUUUAUUUCUGAUUUCCAAGAGCAAUUGUGCCUUCGCCAAUUUUAAAGAUGAGCCUGCUUGCUCUACUGCACAGCAAAAUCUACACGAUUCCAAAUUCCAGUCUGUCCGACUCGUCAGCCGAUUACGAAAAAGUGCAGUCGAGGGUUCCACAGGUAGCACCGUGCCUACUGGUCCUGCUGUCAAUUCGACGCCAUCAAAAACACAGGGAGGCACUGACGUGGAGGGUGUAGAUGGUGACUCGGAGGAAAAGAAUCCUCCUACAGAGUCGGAACUUGUUUCCAAACCCGUUCUACCAGUGCCCAGGCGCGAUAGUAAAGCUCACCAGUACGAGGACAAAUUCUUCAUCUUAAAGAGCUUGACAACGGAAGAUUUGGAUCUAAGUGUGCAAACCGGUAUUUGGGCGACGCAAUCACACAACGAGAACAACCUCAAUGAUGCGUUUCAGGCAAGUCGGCUGCCAAGUGAACUAGGACUUGAUAUAUGUGCUAAUAAAUCAGGCGAGUAUUUCGGAUACGCACGUAUGAUUUCCGAAAUCAACGAAGAUCCUGCCGCCGCAAUCAAGUUCGCACCAAAAGUUGCAUCUACUGCCAAUGUCGAUCUUCCGAUAGCGAUUCCUACAGAUGCCACUGAAUAUGCCCCCAGGGGCAAAAUCAUAGAUGAUUCCGCACGAGGCACAAUAUUCUGGGAGGCGGAACGGGACGAUUCUGAAACCGAAUCUGACAUGGAGAGCGAAAGCACAAGUGACAACGCCAAUGGUACAGAAGAUGAAACAAAGGCAUGGGGAAAGCCAUUCAAGUUAGAAUGGCUCUCCACCAGUCGCCUUCCCUUCUUCCGAACUAGGGGUUUGCGGAACCCUUGGAAUUCAAACCGAGAGGUCAAGAUCGCUAGAGACGGCACCGAGCUAGAGCCAUCUGUUGGGCGAAGGUUAAUUGGUCUGUUCAACCGCGUACAGAAUCCAACCAUUGUUGCAACUUCUGCACGUGCACAAAUGAACUUUGCACCUGGAUAUCCGAUGAUGCGGCCAUAUUAA
Molecule: messenger RNA, 1950 nt
Organism: Metarhizium robertsii ARSEF 23
Lineage: Eukaryota; Fungi; Ascomycota; Sordariomycetes; Hypocreales; Clavicipitaceae
Product: YTH domain protein
Exons: 2
Coding region: 1-1950 (649 amino acids)
Biological process (GO): regulation of alternative mRNA splicing, via spliceosome; mRNA splicing, via spliceosome
Cellular component (GO): nucleoplasm
Molecular function (GO): mRNA binding; N6-methyladenosine-containing RNA reader activity
Source: RefSeq, a predicted model, not a curated record